Maniola jurtina (meadow brown) is the source of this 2363-nucleotide messenger RNA. RefSeq lists its product as uncharacterized. NCBI's taxonomy places the organism in Eukaryota, Metazoa, Arthropoda, Insecta, Lepidoptera, Nymphalidae. The record is from RefSeq and is a predicted model, not a curated record. The transcript has 3 exons. Bases 609 to 2363 code for a protein of 584 amino acids.
AGAACGGUCAUCUGUGACCCAGGCCCGACAGAAACGAGACAUAUCUCAUUUUUUUUGGUAUAUUGUGUAUUGUUAAAUUACAUAUAUUUUAUAUUCUAAAUCAAUGGCUAACACCAAAAAAUAUUGCCGUAUGUUUUUGUUCAGGCGACACACAAAAAAAUACAAAAUGUCUAUAUUAUCUAUAAAAUUCGCAUAUUUUUUAUUUAAUUAAAUGACAAUACAAUAGCUAUAGGAUGUAUCUAGAUACAGUUAACUUAUAUAAUUAAUUAAAAUCGUGGCAUUUGAUGAUUUAUUGCAUAAUAUUAAGUUAAAUGUACAAAAACGGUCACAUACUUCCUGUCUACAUGCUAUCAUAACGGCUCAGGUAGCCUGGCGGUGACAGAAACCAAUCAUGCUGUCUCUCUCUUUCAUUAAAACACAGUGGCGGAGCGGAGGGGGUAGGGUAGGGGUGGGCCGCGGGGUGCACCGACGCAGCGCAGAUGCAGGCGCAGUUCUUCGCUUUCUGUGUUGAGAUCUGUGCGUUUUUGUAUUCAAGGCUACAUUUUUUCGACGUUUUUUGGCUUUCUCUUUACUGGACUUGAUUUUUGUAUUGUGAGUGGUUCGUUGAUAUGGCUAACAAUAUUAAUAAUUGUGCUGCGUGUGAACGUACACUUCGCCGUCGUCGUCCAUACGUUCUCAAUGAACGAUUACUGGAAACACGAAGAGAUUUCGUAGAGCAACUAUUACGCAUCGUUGGUGGUGAGAUAACUUUUGAUGGGACUCGGUCGAUUUGCCACUCGUGUCGGCAUAGAAUCGACGCUGCAAUUAAUCAAGAGCGACAAGUCCCAGCAGCUCCUGUCCUACCAGCUGCUGUUGUAAAUGUACAAGGCGUUCGACGUGCACCUAAUACGGCUCGGCGAUGUUUAAUUGACAACUGCAACAACAGUUCUCUGCUUCAAGUGCCUAAUUCGGUGAAGGUACAACUCCUUAGCUAUUAUCACUUUUACGUACCAAAUCUUGCCCGCAUUUGCCAACGGCAUUUACUACACAUGGCGAUAGAAGAGAUACCGGAAAAUAUAACAAAUCAAAUGACCGACUUGAAUGCGGAGAGUGUUGGCGACAUCAUCAACAUGUAUACACAAGCUUUGGAACAAAGGUCACAGUUCAAUGUAGAUGACGUUUCUGACGACGAGUUAAGCUUUUGGACUGGAAGAAACAGAGCCACGUUCAACGAUUUGCUGAGUCAAAUACCAAGCCUUAAUCGGUCCUCAAGUACUCCACGAAAUGAUUUGGCUAUCUACUUGUGCAAAAUUCGAUCAGGGGAGCCGAAUAAUAGAAUCGCUUCACUUUUUAAUAUAACCGAGCGAACUAUUGGAAGAAAAAUACAUAAAGUCAGGCAGUGUCUCAUUACUGACUUUGUUCCAUUGCACCUAGGUUUAGACCAUAUAACCAGGGACGAAGUAAUAGCCCACAACCGGGUUUUACCAAAUGUUUUGUUUGGUAACGAAGAGUCACCAAAAGCAAUAGUUACAUUCGAUGGAACCUACAUAUACAUAGAAAAAAGUUCUAACUUUUUAUUUCAACGCCGCAGUUACAGCCUUCAUAAGUUCAGAAACUUAAUAAAACCAUUCAUGAUCGUGUGCGCGGAUGGAUAUAUUUUGGAUGUAACAGGUCCGUACUCUGCACGGACUACCGAUGCUGAUAUAAUGAAAAUGAUAUUGCAAAACCAUGAUGGACCCAUUGAAGACGGACCGUUCCACUUUUUUUUCCAUGAAGGAGACUCAUUUAUUUUGGACCGAGGCUUUCGGGAUUCAAUACCUUUAAUAGAAACAUAUGGUUAUGUUGCUCACAUGCCGCCAACCAAACAACCACAAGACACGCAAUUAAGCACCGAACAAGCUAAUAAAUCACGACUCAUUACAAUGGUGCGAUGGGUCGUGGAAACUAUAAACGGGAGAUUCAAGCGCGACUUCAAGAUCUUUAAAAACAGAGUAUUCAACAAACAUGUGCCGCAUUUUGAAGAUUUUAAAAUUGCUGCAGCUUUAAUUAAUUAUUUUCAAGAACCUUACGGAGACAGUCCAUACACAGAAGAUUUCAUUGAAAUAAUUAAUCAAAAUAUACAACGCCCCAAUCGAUUAUUUGAGUAUGUGGAGGAAAAUAAUCUAAACCGACAAAGAGUGUCGUUUCACAGGAUGACUGGAAAUGAUCCGGAUAUUGAACAUUUUCCACAAUUAACAAUUGAAGAGUUAAUUAAAUUCUCAAUCGGCACCUAUCACGUGAAGUUAGCACGGUCGUAUUGCAGUGAGCAUUUGAAAGCCGCGGGAGGUGGGCUAGACAUCGAGAUCACUUUGACCACCCAGCAAUGGGUAUGGAUUAUGUUUUAA